Molecule: messenger RNA, 6716 nt
Organism: Calidris pugnax (ruff)
Lineage: Eukaryota; Metazoa; Chordata; Aves; Charadriiformes; Scolopacidae
Gene: TANC1
Product: tetratricopeptide repeat, ankyrin repeat and coiled-coil containing 1
Exons: 25
Coding region: 158-5494 (1778 amino acids)
Biological process (GO): regulation of postsynapse organization
Cellular component (GO): glutamatergic synapse
Molecular function (GO): protein binding
Source: RefSeq, a predicted model, not a curated record
GGCAGUUUUAAAAAAGAGCCGAGACGGUGGAAAAGGGAACAAGAAAGACUCAGCAGGUGACUCGUGCCCGGAGAACGCCGUGCAGGUUGUGGCAACAUCUGGCCACGAUGUGGAUUUUGGCAGUGGCCAUCAGCCAGGCUCGGAGGACUCGUACAGGAUGAACUUGGCUAAAGGAGUCUCAAUGUCGCUGCCGUCUUCGCCUCUGCUGCCACGCCAGUCCUAUUCCAUGCAGUCAAGAACAAACAAAAAGUCUCCAGGUCCCACCAGGAAGCCCAAGUACGUGGAAAGUCCCAGAGUGCCAGGAGAGGCAGCUCUGCCCCUGAGGAAAGGAUGCGAGCAGGGAGAGCCCGGUCCCAAUGCAAAGCCUGAUAAGGACUCAAGUUGUUCUCCUGCAGCACAAGAACUGAUGACAAGAUUGGGAUUUUUGCUGGGAGAAGGGAUCUCAACUUCUGCUCAUAUAGAAGAGAAAAAUGAAGUCAUGUGCGCAGUGGCCAGCCAAGGCGUGAGCCCCUGUUCCACCCUGACCAGCAGCACCACGUCCCCCAGCACCGACAGCCCCUGCUCCACCCUCAACAGCUCCGCUGGAAAAGCAGCACCCAACAAAGGCAGUCCCUGUGGGACCAUCAGCAGCCCCAGCUCCACCCUGGAGAGCAAGGACAGUGGCAUUAUAGCAACUAUAACGAGUUCAUCAGAAAAUGAUGAUCGCAGUGGGUCCAGUUUGGAAUGGAGCAAGGAUGGGAGUGUCAGAGCUGGAAAACACCAAGGGAUUAGUCAUGAUCGAAGAACAGAUAAUUGUUCACCGGUUGCAGAAGAGGAAGCUGUUGGAACUGCUGAGAAUUUGCCAAAAGAAGUGCCAGCAGGAGAGGGUCCUGUUCCUUACACUCAAAGUUCUGGCUCUUUAAUAAUGCCUCGUCCAAACUCUGUUGCAGCAACAAGUUCAACCAAAUUGGAAGAUCUGAGUUACUUGGAUGGACAGCGAAACGCUCCGUUACGCACUUCAAUUCGCUUGCCGUGGCACAACACCGCCGGCGGGAGGGUGCCGCAGGAGAGCAAAGGCCGCUUCGUCCCCUACAAGCCUCAAGACAUUCUGCUGAAGCCGCUGCUGUUCGAGGUGCCCAGUAUAACCACAGACUCGGUGUUUGUUGGGCGAGAAUGGCUGUUUCAGGCCAUUGAGGAAAAACUGCAGAAUCCUGACCCAGCUGAGAACAGGGGAGCAGUCCUCACGGGGAACGUGGGGUUUGGGAAGACUGCGAUCAUUUCCCGGCUGGUGGCACUUAGCUGCCAUGGAAGCCGCAUGAGGCAAAUAGCUUCAAAUAGCCCUAAUUCAUCCCCCAAAGGUGGUGACUCCUGUCUGGAGAUUCCCUUAAGCCAGUUGCCCCCAUCUGCUCCUCUGACAAGUGGUACCAGUACAAUGAAGACCAACACACUGACUUGUCCUGGUAGUCCUGAAUACCCAAAUCAAGCAGGGGAUUCUGUGAAGCGCCUUGCUUCAAAGGUCGUUGCUUAUCAUUACUGUCAAGCUGACAACACAUACACGUGUCUUGUCCCAGAAUUUGUGCACAGUAUUGCAGCUUUACUUUGUCGUUCAAAUCAAUUAACAGCAUACAGAGAUCUUCUGAUUAAAGAGCCUCACCUGCAGAGCAUGCUUAGCCUGCGGUCAUGUGUCCAGGAUCCAGCAGCAGCUUUUAAAAGGGGAGUGUUGGAACCACUUUUGAGCCUCAGGAAAGAGCGGAAAAUUCCUGAGGAAGAUUACAUCAUUUUGAUUGAUGGUUUAAAUGAUGCUGAAUUUCAUAAACCUGAUUAUGGGGACACACUUUCUGUGUUUCUCACAAACGUAAUCUGUAAGUUUCCUACCUGGCUGAAGCUCAUUGUGACUGUAAGAACUAACUUUCAGGAAGUAGUAAGUUCACUGCCCUUUAUCGCAAUAUCCCUGGACAAUUUUCCAGACAACAAAGAAAUUCAUGAUGACUUGAACGCUUAUAUUCAGUACAGAAUUAAUAACAGCCAGGAAAUCAUAAACAACAUAUCUUUAAAUGGAAAAGCCGAUGCAGCUAUUAUUGGGAAAGUGAGUAACCACCUGAUCAUGAGGAGCCUGGGAUCUUACCUCUAUUUGAAACUCACUCUGGAUCUUUUCCAAAAAGGUCACUUAGUAAUCAAAAGCGCAAGCUACAAGGUUGUCCCAGUGUCUCUGUCAGAACUGUACUUGCUUCAGUGCAAUAUGAAGUUCAUGACAAACUCGGCCUUUGAGCGAGCCCUGCCCAUACUGAACGUGGCGCUGGCGUCCCUGCACCCCAUGACGGACGAGCAGAUCUUCCAGGCUAUUAACGCGGGCCAGAUACGUGGUGAGCUGCAGUGGGAGGACUUCAGCCAAAGGAUGGAGGCCCUCUCGUGUUUCCUGAUCAAAAGGCGCGACAAAACACGUAUGUUCUGCCACCCUUCCUUCAGGGAGUGGCUGGUGUGGAGAGCAGAGGGUGAAAACACGGACUUCUUGUGUGAGCCAAGGAGUGGACAUGCUCUGCUGGCUUUCAUGUUUUCUCGGCAAGAGGGAAAGUUAAACCGCCAACAAACUAUGGAACUUGGUCAUCAUAUACUUAAAGCUCACAUUUUUAAGGGUCUCAGUAAAAGGACUGGAAUUUCUUCCAGUCACCUCCAAGCCUUGUGGAUUGGCUACAGUACGGAUGGACUGUCUGCAGCCCUGGCCUCUCUGAGAAACAUCUAUACACCCAAUGUGAAGGUGAGUCGUCUGCUGAUCUUGGCAGGAGCAAAUGUGAAUUACAGGACUGAAGUACUAAAUAAUGCUCCAGUGCUGUGUGUUCAGUCGCACCUUGGACACGAGGAAGUGGUCACUCUUUUGCUAGAAUUUGGAGCUGCUAUUGAUGGACCUUCAGAGAGCGGGAUGACAGCGCUCAGUUACGCGGCCGCUGCAGGCCACAUGAACAUAGUUUCACUGCUGUGCAAAAGAGGUGCAAAGGCUGACUAUGCAGACAAGAAAGGCCAGUGUCCUUUGGUCCAUAGUGCGCUGAGAGGGCAUUGCCAUAUCCUUGAAUACCUGCUCAAUGUUGCUUGGGUAACCCCUUCCCAAGAGCAAGAUUCACUGAGAAAAAGCCAGGCGCUGCAGCAAGCUCUGACAGCAGCUUCCAGCAUGGGACACUGUCAGGUGGUGUGUUACAUCCUGACCAUUGGCAAGGACCACGGCAUAGAUAUCAAUGACAAUGAUGCCUUGUGGGGAGAAACAGCCCUGACAGCUGCUGCGGGACGAGGAAAGCUGGAAGUCUGCGAGUUACUUCUUGACGGUGGAGCGUCAGUGACCAGAGUGAACAGGAGGGGGGUUCCCCCGCUGCUCUGUGCUGUCCGGCAGGGACACUGGCAGAUUGCUAAACUUCUAGUGGCACAUGGGUCUGAUGUGAAUCUGAGCGACAAGCAAGGCCGGACUCCACUUAUGGUGGCUUCUUGUGAAGGACAUCUCAGUACUGUGGAAUUUCUGCUUGCUGAAGGUGCAACUAUUUCAUCUCUGGACAAAGAAGGACUGACAGCUCUGAGCUGGGCAUGUCUAAAAGGCCACAGGGAAGUGGUUCAGUAUUUGGUUGAGAAAGGCGCAACAACUGAUCAGACAGACAAAAAUGGACGGACACCCCUAGACCUGGCAGCUUUUUAUGGAGAUGCUGAUAUUGUGCAGUAUUUGGUAGAGAAAGGAGCAAUGAUCGAGCACGUCGACCACAGCGGGAUGCGGCCGCUGGACAGGGCGAUCGGGUGCCGCAACACGGCCGUGGUGGUGAUGCUGCUGAGGAAGGGAGCCAAGCUGGGAAAUGCAGCAUGGGCAAUGGCCACUUCAAAACCCGAUAUUCUCCUUAUUCUGCUGCAGAAACUGAUGGAAGAAGGAAAUAUACUGUACAAAAAAGGUAAGAUGAAGGAGGCAGCCCAGCGCUAUCAGUAUGCCCUGAGGAAGUUUCCAAGGGAAGGAUUUGGAGAAGAAAUGAAAGCGUUCAAUGAGCUGAGAGUUUCACUGUACCUAAAUUUAUCACGAUGUCGCCGAAAAACAAAUGACUUUGGUAUGGCUGAGGAGUUUGCUACCAAAGCAUUGGAUCUGAAACCCAAGUCUUACGAAGCCUAUUAUGCCAGAGCGAGAGCCAAGAGGAACAGCAGAAAGCUACUUGCUGCUCUUGCUGACUUACGUGAAGCCACACAACUGUGUCCUGGCAAUCAAGAGAUAAAGCGUCUCCUGGCUCGAGUAGAAGAGGAAUGCAAACAGCUCCAGAGGACACAGCAGCAGAAGCGUCAGUCCCCACAGCUACUACAGCAAAUUAACAACUCUGAUAAUGAGGAGGAGGGCGUCAGCGUGAAUGAUAAUUUUAAUUCUCAAGACAGGGAAGAUGAACUACCACACCCUGAUGAACCUGCUUCCUCUCCCCAAAGGCUGCAACGGUCCUCAGCGACUUCAUCCCACAGCAGGACCCUUCAGGACGUUCCGCAGAAAGCCAGACCGGCCUCCCCUCAAAGCAGGGCAGGCAAUAGAUACCUGAGAGAGCCAGGCUUGGUCCUGCAGCCAACAAAGCAGGCACAGAUUGUAAAAACUAACCAGCACCUGAGCUCCAGCCAGCCUGGAUCAAAAAUGGGAAGCGGACAAUGUAAUACAAAGGCACAAUCAUCUCUUCAGCAUCUUCCCCAGAGCCCCUUGCCAGUCCGGCGCUCCAAAAUUCAGCAUUUGGAUGGGACAAGCACAUUAUCACCCGGAGGCGUUUCCACAGAGCCUGGUUCUGACCUGUACAAUGAGAAGUUUAUGUCCAGCCAGUGUCCCCAGCCCCAGCAGCACGAGAACCUCUCCUCCCAUUCUUUCCCAAGUAAGUCCAAAGCCGCGGACAGGUUGGCAGCCCCCGCUCAGAUGAGCCUGGGUGAGGCAAGAAGGCAGCAAAGUCCCGUCGGCGGCGUCUCCGCCAGUUCUCCCUCCGGCAGCGUGACUCUUGCCAGCUCCACCAGCAGCUCCCCUUCAGCCAGUAGUUUUUCGGAUGGUGUUAAGGGCCCAGACGUUCGACUCAAGGAGAACAGCGUCGGUCCGGUCCAGGGAGCCGUGGCCGAGCACAGACCUCGCCACACCCCCUUCAUGGGCAUCAUGGAUAAGACGGCGAGGUUCCAGCAGCAGAGCGCUCAGUCCAGCCGCACCUGGCACUCUCAGGCACCAGAUGGAUUGGCCACAAACGCUGCUUCGGGGGCCCUUCAGCCCGCACAUUCCGAGCAGUUCUCAGCCAAGCACCACCAAACUAAGCUUUCCUCUGCUGGUGCUGCAGAGAGCAACCAGAACGGUGUGCGAGCGGCAGAACGCCAGGAGUUCAAGUGCCAAAUACCCACCCACUGUCAGGAGACCCGGGCACCGAAACAACCUUCGCACUUACACCCAGAUGCUGUAUCGAACCCGCAGUCUCACAGCAGUAAGGAAGCCCCCCUCAGUCAUGUCACAUCUGCAAAACCAAAGCGAUCGUUCAUUGAAUCAAAUGUAUAACUAUUAUUUUGUGUAUUUACAGGGUUGUAAGGCUUAGCUCGUAACACCCUAGGGUGCUGCUGCUGCACAAAGUACCGCUUGGCUGGUCGCUUGCCUCUUUGGGUCAGCGGUCCCUGUUGGCCAGUACGUAACGGGAUACAACCACUUCAGACUGUUCCUACCACCCCAGGACAGUGACAGCAACUGGAAUAGCAGAGUCAAUUGGGAGCUGCACUCCACCAAACUACGACCUCAAGCAGAGAAAUCCUUUCCACUACAUUUAACCAUUAAAUAAGACUUUUCUUUUAUGUAAGGCUUUAAUCUGGGCUUUUGGCUGUAUCACAUCUCACCACCUGCAUAAUAAUCGUGCCUCUAGAAUGCUUAAGUGCUUACUUCAAAACCAGUGUUAAGAGAGAUACCUGCUGCGUAAUACUCAGAUCUGUAUAUGUAUGCUUUUUUUUAAAAUCAAAGAUAGUAUUUUAUCACUUUUCUACUGGUAUCUAAUUUGGGUUGCAUGAUGUACAUUUAGGAAGCAUAAUUAAUUUGUGUAUGAGUAAGCUAUAAGUGGCCAUGGUUUGACAUGUAAAUAUAACUAUUUUUAGUAACUAGAAGAAAUCCAGUAAAAUAAACAGCGAUAUUUGCAUGUGUAUUGAAAGGCUUUGACCAUAUUGGUUAUUGCACUGAAGAACACACUAUUAUAGCAUAUUAACAAUAAUCGCACUUUAUAUAGUUUAUCUAAUCACCUCUGGGUGCUAUCUUAAAGUAAAAUGAUUUAUUGUUUAUUCAUGAGAAAGGUACAGCAAUGCAAUGUUUAGGAAGUGGUUUUACAGGAAACCUGAGAAAUCCAUGGAGUUGAAGAUGAAAGUUUGAGGAAAAGCGUACGUGUGGCUGCAUGACAGAGGGAAGUUGUGACAUUUUUCAGAGGAAAUAAGGUUUUAUACGGGCAAGAACGUUCUGAGCAUCAACAGAUGCAGUGACAUUCCUGUGAGCGCGGUUGGGUGGGAGCGGUCGCCUUCCCGUGGUGCUUGUGUCCGGUGUUCUCUGUACAUCCCAGGCUGUACCCAUUUUUACAAAUUCGGUUUGAGUUUGCAUCAUUAUGCUUUAGCUUAUUUAUUGUUUACCAUUUCUUUGAUAUUUUUAAAAGUCCUAUAUUAGUCUUGUCCUGUAGUUCUAUUUUUGCACAGCUACUGUAUUUUUUCCAUACAAAAUAAAGAUUAUUAAUAUACCUGUGGGAUGAGCUGCA